AUGGCCGCCCCUGCUGAUGUUACUAUUCAGAACCUGAGUGGGAAAUGGGAGAUGGACUCUGCCUCCAACCCAACAGACCCUAUUCUCUCUCUGCAAGGGGUUGGCUGGCUCACGCGCAAGACACUCUCGUAUGCAACGGUGACAAGCAACGUCCACCAGUACGCCGACAGCGAGAACCCCACUCUCAUCCAUGUCGACGCGCAGCAGGUAAUCACAGGUGGCAUCCAAGGCACCAAGGAAGAGCGCAAGCUGGACUGGGAAGAGCGCGAGCAUGUCGAUCACAUCUUUGGCACGGUGAAGGGUCGAUCGCGCCACAUCGCCGCUGCGAAGAGUGAGGACGGCGCUGUGCGCCCUGUCAUCGAGAUCCAGACCAAGGUCGGCUCGCCUGAGGCUGAUGCCAAGGUGCAGAAGUUCCUGACUGGAGAGAUUCUAAUUGAUGGAUCGAAGAGUGAGGGUUUCCUUGCUGAGGAGGGCGAGGGUGCAUUCUUGCAUAGCUUUGUGAAGAAUGAGUCGGCUGGGUGGACUGCUGAGCAGGUUUGGGGAUUUGAGAUUGUUGAUGGCGAGAGACGUCAUACUCGUCGUGUUGUUGUUACUAAGGGUGGGAAGGUUGCGUCUGCUAGACUUGUUUACACUUUCAAGGGGCGUAGAGGUGACGAGUAA
This is a messenger RNA of Penicillium digitatum Pd1, 660 nucleotides long. RefSeq lists its product as uncharacterized. The record is from RefSeq and is a predicted model, not a curated record. Lineage: Eukaryota; Fungi; Ascomycota; Eurotiomycetes; Eurotiales; Aspergillaceae.